UUUUUAGUCAACAAAUACCUAACAUGAACCAGGCUCAACAACCUCCAAUGUUGGGAGUGCCUCCUCAAGAUGUUCGUCAGGGUAUUUCCCAGGGUAUUCCUCAGGGUGUUCCUCAGGGUAUUCCUCAGGGUGUUCCUCAGGGUAUUCCUCAGGGUGUUCCUCAGGGUGUUACUCCCCAACCUUUUCACGCUCCUCAGGCUGCUUCGGAACCAGUUGAACCCACACCAAGUGCUCCUCAAGCUGUUUCUAUGUCUGAGAUUAUUGCUUCUUCCCCAAAUGAUGAACUCCCAGUUCAUGCCCCUAGGAAGCAGACCAAACCGGUUAAUUUAUCUCAGUUCCCUGUGUUGGGAUCGAAAGAGGCUCCAUUGUCAGGGGGACGUCUUCAAAGUCAAAGACAAGCGUUUGAAUCCAGACAAAGCCACGAAAGACAACCUUUCGAAAGGCAAAGGCAUGAUUUUAGACAAGGCUAUGAAAGGCAUCCUUACGAAAAUAGAGAAGUUCACGAACAAAUUGCUUUGACUCCUGAACAACAAGCUAAGGCCGCUAAAAGACAGGAAAAAGUAUCAAGAAUCAUGAGAUAUUCUGGUAUCAUG
This is a messenger RNA of Yamadazyma tenuis ATCC 10573, 593 nucleotides long. The record is from RefSeq and is a predicted model, not a curated record. Lineage: Eukaryota; Fungi; Ascomycota; Pichiomycetes; Serinales; Debaryomycetaceae.